CAUCGCCGAGCCUGACGUGUGACGUGCUCUCCUCACGGACCGAGAUGCUGAUUCGCUUGUCUGCUUCCGCGUUUCUGCGCACCCACCCGUGCCACUGCCCACUGUGAUGCCGUGUGCCGUGCUCUGCCGGCCGGGUCAGUUGUUGCCGUCCGUUCGGGGAAGCCGGCGGCCGAAGCGGAGCCGCGGGUGGGCAGGGCAGGUGCACGCGCUGGGAAACGAACGGUCCGUGACCGUGGCCGCCGCGACGCAGGGCGCUCCGAUCCGUGACCUGACCGGGUGAGGGUGAGACGAGAGCCAGCAGGUCUGCAGGUGGCGCCAUGGGGUGGGCGCUGGCGCUGCACGGCGGCGCCGGGGACGUCCCGCGCACGCUGCCGCCCGAGCUCAGGGAGCCCCGCCUCGCCACGCUCCGCCGCUGCCUCGACCUCGGCGCCGCCGCUCUCCGCGACGGCCGGACCGCGCUCGACGUCGUCGAGCUCGUCGUGCGGGAGCUGGAGGACUGCCCGCACUUCAACGCCGGCAGGGGCUCCGUGCUCACCGCCGCCGGCACCGUCGAGAUGGAGGCGUGCGUCAUGGAGGGCGCCACCCUGCGCUGCGGCGCCGUCUCGGGCCUCUCCACCGUCGCCAACGCCGUCUCGCUCGCCAGGCUCGUCAUGGAGAGGACGCCGCACAUCUACCUCGCCUUCGACGGCGCCGAGGCCUUCGCCAGGGACCAGGGAGUGGAGACCAAGGAUCCAAGCCACUUCAUCACCGAGCACAACAUCGAGCGACUGAGACAGGCCAAAGAGGCCAACAGGGUGCAGAUUGACUACACCCAGCCACUGAAAGGUCAGCAAGCACAGAAGGAAACCCCGGCGGACGGCAACAGCCAGACGGGCACGGUGGGGUGCGUGGCCGUCGACGCCGCGGGCAACCUCGCGACCGCCACGUCCACGGGCGGCCUGGUGAACAAGAUGGCCGGCCGGAUCGGGGACACGCCCGUGGUGGGCGCCGGCACGUACGCCAACGCCCUGUGCGCGGUGUCCGCUACGGGGAAGGGCGAGGAGAUCAUCCGCCACACGGUGGCGCGCGACGUCGCGGCGCUGAUGGAGCACCGGGGCCUGCCGCUGCGCGACGCCGCGAAGCGCGUCGUGGCGGGGGCGCCCCGGGGCACCGUGGGGCUGGUGGCCGUGUCGCGCGGCGGGGAGGUGUGCAUGGCGCACAACACCACCGCCAUGUUCAGGGCGUGCGCCACCGAGGCCGGGCACGCCGAGGUCGGCAUCUGGACGGACGCCGGCGCCGGCGCCGACGGCGGAGAGAGCGUCAGCGCCGCGCUGUGAACGUCGCGGCGGGAUCUUCUCCUCUGUUCCGCGCUCCGCGCCGUUGGACUAGCUUGCUUUAUUUAAUGUCACAGUUUGAGAUUGUUAAGAAACUUGAUUUGAUUUCAGAAACUGCAGUGUGAUAAAAACAUUUAUGAUGUUGCUAUGAAACAAUGAUAUUUUUCAGAAAGUGAAGAAACUGUAAACAUGCCCAA
Panicum virgatum (switchgrass) is the source of this 1510-nucleotide messenger RNA. Its product is annotated as isoaspartyl peptidase/L-asparaginase 1-like. The record is from RefSeq and is a predicted model, not a curated record. Lineage: Eukaryota; Viridiplantae; Streptophyta; Magnoliopsida; Poales; Poaceae. The transcript is spliced from 4 exons. Bases 318 to 1316 code for a protein of 332 amino acids. Gene Ontology annotation, molecular function: hydrolase activity.